GCUUCUCCGCAAGCUGUCCCCGGCAGUGGCGGCGUCGGUGGAGGGGCGGGGCGCGAGGGGCGAGCGGCUUGGGUAAUGGCAGCGCUGUGAGGACGGAGCGGGGAAGGGACCGCGGCCGCACGGCAAGGAGCGAGCGAGGGAGGUCGGCGGGUGGGCGUCGCUGACUCGGGCCCCUUGCCGCCAGGUUAACACUAAAGCCCCACAAUGUCCUUGAAACCACGAGUAGUUGACUUUGACGAAACAUGGAACAAACUUCUAACAACAAUUAAAGCAGUCGUUAUGUUGGAUUAUGUUGAAAGAGCAACGUGGAACGAUCGCUUCUCAGACAUUUAUGCUUUGUGUGUGGCCUAUCCUGAACCUCUUGGAGAGAGACUUUAUACUGAGACUAAAAUUUUUUUGGAAAACCAUGUACGCCAUUUGCACAAGAGAGUACUGGAAGCUGAAGAGCAAGUACUAGUUAUGUAUCACAGAUACUGGCAAGAGUACAGCCAAGGGGCAGACUACAUGGACUGUUUAUACAGGUACCUCAACACACAGUUUAUUAAGAAGAACAAAUUGACUGAAGCUGAUCUUCAGUACGGCUAUGGAGGGGUGGAUAUGAAUGAACCAUUGAUGGAAAUAGGAGAGCUAGCUCUUGACAUGUGGAGGAAAUUAAUGAUCGAGCCACUGCAGGCCAUCCUUAUUCGGAUGCUACUCCGAGAAAUAAAAAAUGAUCGCUGUGGAGAAGACCCAAACCAGAAAGUAAUCCAUGGGGUUAUUGACUCCUUUGUUCAUGUUGAACAGUAUAAGAAAAAAUUCCCCCUAAAGUUUUAUCAGGAAAUUUUUGAGUGCCCUUUUCUGAAUGAAACAGGGGAGUACUAUAAACAAGAAGCUUCAAAUCUAUUGCAAGAGUCAAAUUGCUCACAGUACAUGGAGAAGGUUUUAGGUAGACUAAAAGAUGAAGCAAUGCGGUGUCGGAAGUAUUUGAAUCCCAGCUCAUACGACAAAGUGACUCAUGAAUGCCAGCAGAGAAUGGUAGCUGAUCACUUGCGGUUUCUACAUGCAGAAUGUCAAAAUAUUAUCAGACAAGAGAAAAGAAGUGACAUGGCAAAUAUGUAUACUCUACUCCGUGCUGUGUCAAAUGGUUUACCUCAUAUGAUUCAGGAACUACAAACCCAUAUCCAUGAUGAGGGCCUUAGAGCAACCAGCAAUCUUUCUCAGGAAAAUAUGCCAACUCAGUUCGUGGAGUCAGUUUUGGAAGUACAUAGUAAAUUUGUUCAACUCAUCAACACUGUUUUAAAUGGUGACCAACACUUUAUGAGUGCCCUUGAUAAGGCUUUGACAUCAGUAGUUAACUAUAGGGAGCCCAAGUCGAUCUGCAAAGCACCUGAGUUGCUGGCCAAGUACUGUGACAACUUGUUGAAGAAAUCAGCAAAAGGAAUGACAGAGAAUGAAGUAGAAGACAAACUUACAAGUUUCAUCACUGUUUUCAAAUACAUUGAUGACAAAGACGUAUUCCAAAAGUUCUAUGCCAGAAUGUUGGCAAAAAGAUUAAUUCAUGGUUUGUCUAUGUCUAUGGAUUCUGAAGAAGCCAUGAUUAAUAAACUAAAGCAAGCCUGUGGUUAUGAAUUUACCAGCAAGCUCCAUCGAAUGUACACAGACAUGAGUGUUAGUGCUGAUCUCAACAAUAAAUUCAACAACUUUAUCAAAAACCAGGACACAAUUAUAGAUCUGGGAAUUAGUUUUCAGAUAUAUGUUCUACAGGCUGGUGCUUGGCCUCUAACUCAGGCUCCUUCUUCUACAUUUGCAAUUCCUCAGGAACUGGAAAAAAGUGUACAGAUGUUUGAAUUAUUUUACAGUCAGCAUUUUAGUGGAAGGAAGCUUACUUGGUUACAUUAUCUUUGUACAGGUGAAGUCAAAAUGAAUUACCUGUGCAAACCUUAUGUAGCCAUGGUCACAACAUACCAAAUGGCAGUGUUGCUUGCCUUCAACAACAGUGAAACUGUCAGUUACAAGGAGCUUCAGGAUAGCACACAAAUGAAUGAGAAGGAACUGACAAAAACCAUCAAAUCCUUACUUGAUGUCAAAAUGAUCAACCAUGACUCAGACAAGGAAGACAUAGAGGCAGAGUCCACGUUCUCAUUAAAUAUGAGCUUCAGCAGUAAACGAACAAAAUUCAAAAUUACUACAUCCAUGCAGAAGGACACACCACAGGAGAUGGAACAGACCAGAAGUGCUGUAGAUGAAGACAGAAAAAUGUAUCUUCAAGCUGCUAUAGUCCGUAUCAUGAAAGCACGUAAAGUGUUACGGCAUAAUGCUCUUAUUCAGGAGGUAAUUAGCCAAUCAAGAGCUAGGUUUAACCCAAGUAUCAGCAUGAUUAAGAAGUGUAUUGAAGUUCUGAUAGACAAACAGUACAUAGAGCGAAGCCAGGCCUCUGCAGACGAGUACAGUUAUGUAGCAUGAUGUUGCUGUCCUGCAGGUAUGAUUGUAAGGAGAUCAUUGCUGUCACUGUUUGGUGUGUUCCUGUGGGAAGAGGCAGGCCUGUGCCUCCAUAAUUGGUCACUUGGCAGCCCCUGUUUUUCUGCUGUUUACAACAUCACCAGUGCCAUGUCAUGAGCGUCAAUGAAAAUGCCUAUAGAUAUUUCAAGCUCAUGUCAUUAUGACAUUUCUUAAAACUUUACUAAAAGAAUGAGUGAAGUAUUGCUGAAAUGUGGAUAAUUGGUUGGGUACCAUGCUUUUUUUUUUUUUUUUUUUGC
This is a messenger RNA of Dryobates pubescens (Downy woodpecker), 2735 nucleotides long. It is a transcript of the gene CUL2, whose product is annotated as cullin 2. The record is from RefSeq and is a predicted model, not a curated record. Gene Ontology annotation, cellular component: Cul2-RING ubiquitin ligase complex; SCF ubiquitin ligase complex. The coding region runs from base 205 to 2442 and encodes 745 amino acids. The transcript has 21 exons. Gene Ontology annotation, molecular function: ubiquitin protein ligase binding. NCBI's taxonomy places the organism in Eukaryota, Metazoa, Chordata, Aves, Piciformes, Picidae. Gene Ontology annotation, biological process: protein ubiquitination; SCF-dependent proteasomal ubiquitin-dependent protein catabolic process.